Messenger RNA from Ectocarpus sp. CCAP 1310/34, 1511 nucleotides. The record is from the annotation of a GenBank genome assembly. NCBI's taxonomy places the organism in Eukaryota, Phaeophyceae, Ectocarpales, Ectocarpaceae.
UCGUCAGCGUGUCAGCGUCCAUCCUCCACCACGAACACUGCACCGGAGAGCGUCGAGAGAUAGUACGUGUGCCGCAAGGGAAAUGGCCGCCUUCAGUGACAAACCGAUUCGCGGGGUGGUGUUUGACCUAGACGGCACGCUGCUCGACACAGAGGAGCUUUCGUCGCAGUCGUUGCAGCAGAGCGUGGGCAAAUUUGGCAAGCAGUUCACGUGGGAAGUCAAGCAGAAGAUCCUCGGCCUGCGAAAGGAGUCGUGGGCGCCAAUUGUGAUCGCUGAGCUAGGAUUGGAGGGACAACUGUCCUGGGAGGACCUAGGAGCGCAGUGGGAGCACGACCUCCACGAGCUGAGCCCUCAGGUCAAGAAGUGCGACGGAGCCGAGGCCGUGACAAAACGCCUGAAGGACAUGGGCGUUCCCCAGGGUAUCGCAACCUCGAGCUCGAAAGCAGCGGUCAGCAUCAAGAGGCAGAACCACGAGGGGCUUUUCGAGCGGAUGGAGUGCGUGGUCACCGGCGACGAUCCUGAGGUGAUCGAGGGCAAGCCCGCCCCGGACAUCUACCUCGCCGCCGCGAGGCGCAUGGGGAUGAAGCCCCAAGAGUGUCUUGCCUUUGAGGACGCAUUGUCCGGCGUGAGGUCAGCGAAGGCCGCGGGCAUGCUCGUCGUCGCCGUCCCCGACCCUAGGUUAGAUAAGUCGCCGUUCUUGGAGGCCGGGGCGGACUUGCUGCUGGGGUCUCUGCGCGAGUGGGAUCCGUCGGCGUGGCGACUCGAGACCGACGCGGUGGCCGAAACAGAUGCUUGAGUCUGUCUGUCUGCCGUCGUUGUUUUCGCCGCGCAAGCGGCGUGCGGUCUAGAUUUGCUUGCCAAGAGAGUGGCGAGGUUCUCUGCAGUGUGGCCGUGUCAACCAUCAUCAUUUAGUCUCUUGUUUCCUCGUGAGGUGGGGUUACUUCUCCAUGGUGCGUGCUUGCGUCAGGCACCCCAAGGGGUGCAUGGUUUGCGAUUUUGACGUUGCGAGAGAAUAGUUUAGUGCUGUAACGUCUGCCUCGAUAAGCGGUGUCUACCGUAGACCUUCAAGUGGCUGCGGCCGGGGUGGAGUCGCCUGCGGGACGUCUUUUAUGCCGGGUGAGGCGGAGACGGGUUUCGUAUCUGCAAGCUUGCGACAGCAGUUGUGGUGAUAAAAGGCUUCGGAGUUUUGUGCCUACAAGAUCCACCACAGCGCUUGUAGCAAUGAGUGCAUUUUCGAGGGUUUAUGGUUUCUCGGGAAGCUUGGACUAACACACCUUUAUAUUUUGGCCGGUACACCCCCCGGAAAUAACAGCAUGCGGGGGGGGGGCUGGCUGCCUUUGCUGUCCAAGGAAUGCCCGAGGUUGCUGUUGUGCGGGAUCCCAGUACACUACACUGUGCGGGUUGCCUUGGAAUCAGCUACAUAUCAUUAUAGGAGAGUCAAUUGGGACCACCAGCUUGAGCUAGCGGGACAGAUUGAGGAGACAAAACGCGCACGAUGGAAAUGGAAAGAA